Messenger RNA from Leguminivora glycinivorella, 659 nucleotides. RefSeq names its product succinate dehydrogenase assembly factor 3, mitochondrial (gene Sdhaf3). The transcript has 3 exons. Lineage: Eukaryota; Metazoa; Arthropoda; Insecta; Lepidoptera; Tortricidae. Bases 144 to 497 code for a protein of 117 amino acids. The record is from RefSeq and is a predicted model, not a curated record. Gene Ontology annotation, cellular component: mitochondrial intermembrane space; mitochondrion. Gene Ontology annotation, biological process: succinate metabolic process; mitochondrial respiratory chain complex II assembly.
GUUACUGCAAGACAAUUUUUUCGUAAAAUUAUACUUUCUAAUCGAAAUAAUGUACUAAAUGAAAUGAUGGACAACAACAAUAAAUAAUGCUUUGAUAUUAUUUGCGAUUUCUUCAUCAGAAACUUGGUCCUUGGGUUUUCAACAUGUCGUCAGAGCACGUCUCCCGUGUGCGUCAGCUUUACAAGCUGAUCUUCCGCGUGCACCGUGCGUUGCCCGCCGAACUCCGUGUGUUGGGGGACAACUAUGCUAGGGACGAGUUCAAGAGACACAAGGAAUGUGGUCCGGAGGAGGCGAGGAUAUUUCUUAAUGAGUGGACGGACUAUGCGAUAAACCUAGCGAAGCAGAUGAAGCCACUGCAGCAAGCGAAGCGGAAAGAAGUAGGCAGAUACUUAGAUCCGAAACUCCUCGACCACAUGAGUGACGAGCAGCUGUGCCAACUGUACGAACUGCACAAAGCGGCUUCGACAGCGGAGGAUAGUGGAAGUAAGGAAAAGUAGUUGGGGAAUACCACAAGAAUGACCCUUAAGAAAUUCAUCUAAUUUUACUGACACAGUAUAAUAAAGAGUACUAUCGUACAGUAUGGCCACUCCCGCUCUCCGCUGAAAGUGCCGCCCACCCCCUCUCGGUUACACAGUUACCGCCUGUCAAAAAUGCGAACA